AUGAGCAAUUCUUCGGUUACGAAACGUCGCGGACUACCCGUUCAACAAGCAACAACGCCUACUGCAACUUCUUCUCGAGUAACUUCUUCUCGAGCAACUUCUCGAGCCACUUCCUCUCGAACCAUUCCUCCUCGAACCAUUGUUACUCCUAGUUUUUCAAUUGAUACCAUCGACCCCAUUGUUACUAUUGCUCCCAUUACUGCUACUAUUGCUCCCAUUACUGCUACUACUAUCAUUCUUGGUGUUAACGAUGAGAUUCCAAUGGACUUGGAUGAACUUAGUGAUAGUGAAGAAAGGAAAGGAAAAGCUGUAUACGACGAUAAUUCAACUUCUGAUAAAAAAGGGAAAAGGAAAGCCGAAAAUAUUAGCGUGAAAAAUUCAAGACCAAAAAAGAAGAAAAAGAAGUCUCCUAACAACGUAGAAAAACGACUAGCACGCGUUCGAACCAUCUGUUCUAGAAAAAUCAAGGAUCGUAUUAAUCGUGCCACUUCUCAACGUAUGUAUUUGAUCGAUAGAAAAGAUCUUAGCCCGAUAAAAAAAGAAUUUGCAAUUUUAGGAUCAACUGGAAAUGUUUAUACCGUUACUAUUUCUCACAUUCCUAACUGUACUUGUCCAGAUUUUCAAGGAGCACUCAUAUCCAAGGAACUUAGAGUGAUAUUCUCAAGAUCCCCCGAUCUCACAUCUCUGGCAAGUUAUCGUGUUCGUUCGUUAUAUUAUGCGAUUUCUAGAGGAAAAACUGGACGUGAAUUUGGCCCAAAACGUCGUCCUAUUGAAGGAGAUUGUCCAAUAUGUUAUGAAGCUUUGACACCCGAACAAAAGGAUAAGAUCUUAUGGUGUCAAAACGGUUGUGGAAAUAAUAUUCAUAAAGAAUGCUUUCUUCAAUGGAAGGGAUCGAGGGUUUUUACAAAAGUUACUUGCGUUUAUUGUCGCAUUGAAUGGCACGAAUACAUAAAUGAAAGAUACACAGAGGACGGAUUCCUUAAUCUCGGUCACUUCCAAUAUGGCCUUGGUGUGCUCGGUAUGAUCGGAAGAAUUAGAGAUACAGAAGAGUAG
This is a messenger RNA of Cetraspora pellucida, 1053 nucleotides long. The record is from the annotation of a GenBank genome assembly. NCBI's taxonomy places the organism in Eukaryota, Fungi, Glomeromycota, Glomeromycetes, Diversisporales, Gigasporaceae.